GUUGCAGUCUGGUGGAGGAGGACAUGGUUGACGGAGGGAAAGUGGCACGGUGCUCCACAGAUCUCAAAUCUAAAAUAAAAAUACUCUGAUUUCAGAUCUUAGAAAACUCAGAUCUUAGCUAGAUUUUACAUAGAACCUUCUUGUGAUGGUCUUACUCUACGACAGAGGUGGCUUUGUCAGUGGUGGCGAUGGUGCAAUGAGGCCGACGGGCUUAACCGGGGAAGAGUGGUCAGAGAAGACGAAGACGCAACAAAGGGCAGCAAGGAUGGUCUCUGUCCACUUGAAAAGUUAGAAGCCACUCGGAAGAAGAUGAAAGCACCCAAUGAGCUGCAUAUAUGUCAUCGAUGGUGGUGACCACUCUUUCAAGAUUGGUAAGAAGCACCUGCAAGCAAACAAUUCCACCCAAGAUGAAGCUGAAUAUGUUGUUGUGCUGGCUAUUGCUGCUUUCAUUUCCAGGUCCCUUGAAGGAUGAAAAAUGCCCCUGAAUUCUUCAGCGUAUCAAGAUAAAGUUGGAAAUUAAAUUUGUAUCCACUGCACUCCAUUAGUCACCUUUGUGGCUGCCAAACAAUGGUGAGUGGCUUUCUUCCAUUACUUCAUUAAAACUUCUCAAAAUUAGAGCAGUAUUCCUUUCAAAGCCUAAUAGUUAGUUUUUUUAACCAAUCGAUCAACAUUGAAACUUGUAUUUGCUAAAUUCAUUGGUACUGCAUAAUUUGCUGAUAUAGGGUCUGCUAAGUUGUGUUUUAACGUCAAAAUGUGGUUGGUGUUUAGUUACUUUGCUGCACAAGGUUAAGAGGCAAGUGUGAACCUAAAAGUCAAGUUUGGAAGAUAUAUGCAUUAUCCUGCGUAUUGCUCAAAAGUUGAACCCUUGUGCUAGCUGUCCAAAUUAGUUUUUCUGUGUAAAAUGGCCUUAGGAGAUGCAUUAACAUAUUUAUGUUAUUAGAUUAAUACUCUGCACCGUAACGUUCUCCUGGACUUUCUGGGAAAGAUGGACUAAGUGAGAGCUAUUUGAGGGAUCUUCUCCAUGGAUCUGAAUAUGUUCUUACAUAUGAAGAUAAAGAUGGAGAUUGGGUGCUUGUGGGUGAUGUUCCUUGGGACGAUAAACAUAGGCUUGGCCUUGGUGACUCUGCCUCUGUUCUCCGUGCUCAAGAAGCAGCCUUCCAACGCUCCCAUCUACUACGCUCGUCCUCUCUCUCGCCGCCACCACCUCCCCUUCGACGACUCUUCUUCUUCUCUCAACCGUUUCCUUCCUUCCCUCGUUUGGCUUUCUCGCGCGUUCCGUGUCACCGAAGAUGAGAUCGUCCAAGCUCAUGGCCUCGACGCUCUCGUCAUCAUCAGGCUCUUCAAAUUUGGCAUUAAGUUUUUCACAGUGUGUUCUCUUGUUGGGUUGGUGGUACUUCUCCCUACUAAUUAUGGUGCCCAGGAGGUUCAAAAUGGGAGCUACUUUACAAUGGAUUCUUUUACAAUAUCUAAUGUUAAAAGAGGUUCUAAUAGGCUUUGGGUGCAUUUUGCAUUCCUGUGUUUUAUAUCUUUAUACGGGAUGUACCUACUAUAUAAGGAAUACAAUGAAAUUUUGAUUAGAAGGAUUUGGCAAAUUCAAAAGUUAAAGCAUAGACCCGAUCAAUUUACCAUCGUAGUUCGUGAAAUUCCAUUAUGCAUUGAACACAAGGCUCGCGACUGUUGUGUUGAUCAUUUCUUCAGUAAACACUAUCCAAACACUUACUAUUCCUAUCAAAUGGUUUACAACACAGAAGAUCUUGAGGAAUCGGUGAGCCAAGCAAAGUCUCUAGCAAGAAAAAUAGAGGACUUGACUGAGAGUUCUAUGGCCAAGAGACGAAAGAACAAGUUGUCACUCUUGGGUUUAUUACAUCAAGAGACUUCAAAAGCUGCUUUUCUUGAGGAAAAGCUUCAAGCACUUUGUCACAGGAUUCAUCAGUUACAAUGCAAAGACACACUCCAGAAAAAGGAGUUGCCAGUUGCUUUUGUAACAUUCAAGUCACGGUCAGGUGCUGCAGCAGCGGCUCAUUUGCAACAUCAUUCACAUCCACUUCUUUGGAUCACUGAACUUGCCCCAGAACCAAGGGAUGUUUCAUGGAGGAAUAUGAGAGUAUCCUACAGAGUGGUGCCGCUAUAUAAACUAGGUGUUCUCAUUGCAGCAUCACUGCUUACAGUUUUCUUUGCCAUACCAGUUACUGCUGUUCAAGGAAUAGCCAAAUAUGAGAAACUGAAGCAAUGGUUUCCUCCAGCCAGGGCCGUACAGUUGAUACCGGGAUUAAGCUCUAUAGUGACAGGUUAUCUUCCAAGUGCUGUACUCAAAGGAUUUAUAUACAUUGUACCGCUCACGAUGUUUGCUAUGGCUAAAAUAGCUGGAUGUAUUGCAAGAAGUAAGGAAGAGAUCAAAGCCUGCAACAUGGUUUUCUACUUUCUGGUGGGAAAUGUGUUCUUCUGGAGUGUGUUAUCAGGAUCCCUUCUUGAUUUAAUUGGACAGUUCAUUAGUCAUCCCAAAAAUGUUCCAAGUCAGCUUGCUGGAGCCGUCUCCGCCCAAGCAGAUUUCUUUGUGACAUACAUCUUAACAGAUGGUCUGUCAGGGUUUUCUUUGGAACUUCUCCAGCCCGGCAUGCUAAUUUGGGAUAUUUUAAAGUCUUGUGUUCAUGGAUGUCAAAGAGAGACAAGUCCUUACCUUUAUUCAUUGCCUUACUUUAGAAUAAUCCCUUUAGUCUCUCUCUCAGUUCUAAUUGGCAUAGUGUAUGCAGUAGUGGCGCCACUGUUGCUCCCAUUUCUCAUCCUUUACUUCUGUUUAGGUUAUGUCGUCUAUGUCAACCAGAUUCGAGAUGUGUAUGAAACUACUUACGAAACAUGUGGACAAUAUUGGCCAUACAUUCAUCACUACAUUCUCCUUGCAAUCAUUCUCAUGCAGAUUACGAUGGUUGGGUUAUUUGGACUGAAGUUGAAACCUGCUGCUUCUAUAUCAACAAUUCCAUUAAUUUUGUUCACAUGGAUGUUUAAUGAGUACUGCAAGAUGCGUUUUCUCCCUUCCUUUCACCAUUAUACUCUCCAGGAUGCUGCUGAAAAUGAUGAACUUGAUGAAAAGUGUGGUCUAUUGGAGUUACAUUAUGAGAAUGCAAUUAAUGCCUAUUGUCCACCAGGUUUACGACCGGUGAAUUUCAUGGCAUCAGAAUCCAGCUCCACACCAUUAGUUUCUUCGUGAUCUUUCAUUUGACAUUUAUGCUUUAUUUAUUCUCACUAGAAGAAAAAAACCACAAUGAAGGUGUAUAAAAGGAAAUGCUAAAGGACACGGUCAAUUCAAGGAAUCUCAGGAAAAUGUACUGGAAUCCAAGCAUUACGUUUGCCUUUUCCUUUCUAAAUUUUAGCUUAAUUUAGAAAAAAAUAGUUUUCUUUU
Molecule: messenger RNA, 3397 nt
Organism: Glycine soja
Lineage: Eukaryota; Viridiplantae; Streptophyta; Magnoliopsida; Fabales; Fabaceae
Product: CSC1-like protein At3g54510
Exons: 13
Coding region: 1022-3205 (727 amino acids)
Cellular component (GO): plasma membrane
Molecular function (GO): calcium-activated cation channel activity
Source: RefSeq, a predicted model, not a curated record